AUGGCGGCAGCCCACGACAGCCACGACACCUUCAACAGCUCCCAGGACAGCAACCCAGACACCUCGAACCUGUCGUUCGAAUCCUCCUUUCGACUAGACUCGUCGUAUUCCUCCCAGAACCCCGACUGCGAAAAACACCCCAAGGGCAAGCGGAAGAGGACCACAACACAAGACAAGUCUAUUCUCGAAUCAGCGUAUAGCUCGAAUCCAAAGCCAGACAAGGCGGCGCGUCUCGACAUCGUAGAGCGCGUCACCCUCAACGAGAAAGAAGUCCAAAUAUGGUUCCAGAACCGUCGCCAAAACGACCGUCGGAAAUCGCGUCCACUCUCACCGCAGGAGAUCGAAGCUCUGCGAUAUGGCGGUGGGAUUAGUAUUCUGUCGUCCGAUCCGGCACCCACGUCGAUCGAACCGGUACCUGCAUCCAUUGGCCUGCAGCGUGCCGCUGAACAGUUCCACGAGACGCCUGUUGAUGGCAGGGCAUGUGUAGACGCGGGAAGAACAGCAUCCAGUGCUCAAGACGACGCAGGACCACAGAAUCCAUUCCAGGCCUCUUCUCCCAAACCUGUCGAGGCGGUCCAACUGCUUGCAGAAGACCCUGCGAAGGCCGAAGUUCAGGUUCCAGAAGCGGCCACGCCGCCAGGGUCGCAGAAGGCUGAGCUGGAGAAUGACUCCCAUGCCCUAUCGCAGGCUUCCAUUGCGUCGGUCGGCUACCUGUCGAACCGCUGGAACGCUGGGAACUUGUUCUCUACCCCUUCCACGCUGGGAAGGCCCGGAGACGACUCGUUUAGGCUCGACUCGUUCCCGUCCUCCACCGCGUCCACCGUCAACAACUCGCCAUCUAUCCUGCCACCACCUUCGAACUCCUCCCAGGUCCGCCUCUCGCUUUCUUUGGACGGAAAGGCCGGACUGGUUUCCUCACAGCCUUCUCCACCGCGUCCAGUCGCCCCGCAACUACCUCUGGAUGUCGAAACCCUGCCGCCAGUCCGCAGCAACAGAACUCUCCAGAGAAGCCGGAGCGCCCUCCCCGGUAUCACCCUUCCUCCUAUUUCGACUCUUACGGCUCAUCUACCACCGCAGCUCUCUCGUGGCCGGUCACGAGAUGUUCACGCCUGGGAGUCAUGUUGCGAAACCGACAGUCGUGAUGAGUUGACCAGGCAAGCUGAGAACGAGUCGUCCGGCUCAGCAAUCGCAGCGAUCAGCUUGCUGCGGUCCAGCAGCAGCUCUGCCAGCCUCAACAACCUGGUGAACAACCACAGCAGCCCGAACGUCCUGCAGAGCAACCCUGGCAAACGUAACUCGCCGGCUCACAAGACCUCGGGCCGAGGCGGGGCUAAGAAACCUAAGCUCAGCCGAGCGAGCAGCAGCAUCGCGCGCAUGCAAAGCUUGCCGCCCGUCUCGUUUUCGGACAGGCCUACGGCUCGCGAGACGGCAUCCGAAGUGCUCCAAGUGCUGGAGCCGGAAAAGAAGUCAGCCCUCUCUGUGAUUCUCAGCCCGUCGGGUGAUUCCGACAAGGAGAAUUGGAGCCCGGAUGAGGAGGGCAACCCGUCGCACCGAAGGCGACCCCUACCACCACCCGUGUCGCGCAAGUCUCCGGAGUUGCCUACGAGGCGAGGAGCCAAGAACUCGCGCCGCGCUGGACGCGUUCUGGGCGAGCAGGACCGUUCGGGCAGGCGCACACCUCUGGGCAGCAAGAGGGCGAAUACGGCGCCCUCGCCGCGACCCCGAGGUGGAAAGAUGGGGAAUGCGCUCGUGUUGAUCUUCGAGGACGGCGAGAAGGAGAAUGCCGGUGCCGAGCAGCGUGCUCGCGGUCCCGGAAAGCGCGACAACGAGGUUGAGCGCUUCAUGCGCGGAGAGGUCUCGCCCAGUAAAAAGCCCGAUAUGGAUUGCAUUGCUGGCCUGUUGUCGCUGAGCCAGGGGAACUGGCGCUGA
This is a messenger RNA of Anthostomella pinea, 1929 nucleotides long. The record is from the annotation of a GenBank genome assembly. NCBI's taxonomy places the organism in Eukaryota, Fungi, Ascomycota, Sordariomycetes, Xylariales, Xylariaceae.